This is a messenger RNA of Ilex paraguariensis (yerba mate), 822 nucleotides long. NCBI's taxonomy places the organism in Eukaryota, Viridiplantae, Streptophyta, Magnoliopsida, Aquifoliales, Aquifoliaceae. The record is from the annotation of a GenBank genome assembly.
GAGAGAGCGAGAGAUUGCAUGGCCACAAUAUCAUAUUGUUUAGUCAUCACCAUUCUUAUCCUUAGUCAUAACCCUUUUUUCCAUGUCUUCUAUCUUUAUUUAAAGGAAGGCAAAUUCUGUGGGAAGUUCUUGGUAGUGUUGCCAGCCAUAUCAGACCCUUUCAGAGGAAAGAGAAAGGAGGCAGCCAUGGAGAUUGAUCAAGAGACACACAACAAGGAUCUGAAGGUGGAGAUUCCAUCAGAGGCCGAAAUAACAUCACCGACAUCAGGGGCCGUAGGAUCAGGGCUUGCUAGGCAGGGAAGUAUUGCCAAGAACAAUUGCCUUUGCUCUCCAACCACCCAUGCAGGUUCCUUUCGUUGCAGGCUUCACCGUACUCCAACUCUUCAUCGGACUAAAAGCAUAGAUUCGACGACCGUCCGGGGCACUCACUCCAAGGCCAAUGCAAGUACUGGUACUAGCCAUGGAAGCACAGUGGAGGCCCAGUAAAUCUGAAAAAAAAAUAAGUGCUUGUGGUAGUUGCUGUAUUGCUAUCUACUUUUGCUCCUGCAGCCCUAAUCAUGGAUUUCUACAGUUCUAUAAUUUACAUUGUCUUUCUCUCUCCUGUAACGUGGCUUAAAGUGGGGGAAAGAACAAUCCUCCUAGAUUGUUACAUGCUUGUGAUAUGUAUGUCUACAUUAAGUGUAAUAUGAAUUUGAGAGUAUGACAGUACAUUGAUGAAAUAUGAUUGGUACAGCAGAUCUCAAAAUGGUGAGUCGAGUCUUGUUGAGUAUGAAUCUGAGUGCCCAUUUGGUUGUUUUCUUCAGUGCAUUAUUAUGAUGUUAG